AUGGCCUCAAAUCCUCUAGACCUUAGGGCGGGAGGCGAGAGAGGCAGCCGCGGACCCCCCACCCCCCCGACUCCGGCUCCAUGGAUCGCGCUGCUCCGCAGGGAGAGGAGACUCGUCCUGCGUCAGUGCCGAGGGAGGCCCGCGGGGUCCGGCGCCGCAGCGUGCCCGAGGGCGCCUCCCGCGGAGCUUAGCUAGGAGCCGGGAGGUGCUCCCGGAGGGCCCCCUGCGCGUUCUAGAGCAGUGAGAGGGUCCCAGAACUCUGGUCUUCCCUAGGCUGAGCUCUGGCCUGCGGACGCCGAGAAAGGGCUGGUCGCUGCUUCCUUCUGGAGUCGGGCUGCCCGGCCUCUGCCGGCGUCGUGGCCCAGCGGGCACCGGGCGCAACAGGGCUGGGACCAUGGCCGUUUCUUCCCCUUCUCGAAAUUUGCCCCUGGUAGCUGUGUGCCAGGUGACGUCAACACCAGAUAAGGAACAGACCUUUGCAGCCUGCUCAGGUCUGGUUCGGGAGGCUGCCAAGUUAGGUGCCUGCCUGGCCUUCCUGCCCGAGGCCUUCGACUUCAUUGCUCGGGACCCAGCAGAGACACUUAAGCUGUCUGAGCCACUGGGCGGGGAUCUCGUGAGUCGGUAUGCCCAACUCGCCAGGGAAUGUGGGCUCUGGAUAUCCCUUGGUGGUUUUCAUGAACGUGGCCAAGAUUGGGAGCAGACUCAGCGCAUUUAUAAUUGUCACGUGCUCCUAGACAGUAAGGGCUCUAUUGUGGCCACAUAUAGGAAGACACACCUCUGUGAUGUGGAGCUCCCAGGACAGGGAUCCAUGUGUGAGAGCAACUCUACUAUACCUGGGCCCACUCUUGGGUCACCUGUCAGUACACCAGCUGGCAAGGUAGGCCUGGCCAUUUGCUAUGACUUGCGAUUUCCAGAGCUUUCCCUUGCAUUAGCCCAGGAUGGUGCUGAAAUUCUCACCUAUCCUUCAGCCUUUGGCUCAGUCACAGGACCAGCUCACUGGGAGGUUCUGCUCCGUGCUCGGGCCAUAGAGACACAGUGCUAUGUGAUUGCUGCAGCACAAUGGGGACAGCACCAUGAAAAAAGAGGGAGUUAUGGACACAGUAUGGUGGUGGACCCCUGGGGAGUUGUGGUAGCCCGCUGUUCUGAGGGGCCAGGCCUCUGCCUUGCCCAUAUUGACCUGGCCUAUUUGCGUCAGGUACGCCUGCAUAUGCCUGUGGCCCAGCACCGAAGACCUGACUUGUAUGGCAAUUUGGGUCGCUCAGAUCCUUGACGUCUACUCAAAUGAACCAGGGUCCUAUUUUGGGCCAGUGAGGAUCUGUGGCUUGGAGGCAGGACCCCAAGCUAUUGAAGAACCUCUAUUCCCUUUCUUUUGUGGCAUACAGGUUCAACCUGUUGUAAAGCUUGAGAUGGACUCAGAUUUUAGUUGCAUAUAAAUAGGCUCUUAAAUCACAAUUCUAUGAAAACUAAAGCUACACACCAAGGUCUGAGUAGCACUGACAAUGAAAAAAUAUAGUCAUGAAGUCCCAAGUUUCGACAACUCCUUUGGGGGUAAGGGAACCAGUGUAGCAACAAAAAUACUAGACCAUAAUGGCAAGUAGGACUAUUCAUUAUCUGUCAAAACAAGUGCUGAAAUUACGUUUGUCCCAGCCCAUUCUUCAAUAUUAGUAGGGAAAUAGGGCUGUUCAAACAUUGAAGACUAAGAGAGAGGUUGUACUUGGACAAGCCUCAAGGGGAUUUCCCAGCUCUGACUCCAACCCAAGCCAGACAACAAGAGAUGGGAAUGGGCUGCAGGAUACAUUUAUUUUCACUUGAACAUGGAAGGAAAAAUGCCACACACUCCUUUCUUUGGGAGUGUGGGCUACCAGCAACCCUUCCCCCCAUCCUGCAUACAUACAGGCACUUGUGCACAAGAGUGCACAGACAAGGGGUUCUCGGGCUGCCCCAGUCCUCCCUUCUCACUGCUUCCUAGAAGAGGAGCUGACAGGGAAAAUGAGGGACCCAGACUAGGAAAAGAGCCCCUAACCUCUAUCCCUGGGAGAGGGGGGAGAAAGAGGGAAGCACCAGGGGCCAGGAGUGAGCAAGUGAGGAGG
Molecule: messenger RNA, 2090 nt
Organism: Sarcophilus harrisii (Tasmanian devil)
Lineage: Eukaryota; Metazoa; Chordata; Mammalia; Dasyuromorphia; Dasyuridae
Gene: NIT1
Product: nitrilase 1
Exons: 7
Coding region: 395-1270 (291 amino acids)
Molecular function (GO): hydrolase activity, acting on carbon-nitrogen (but not peptide) bonds, in linear amides
Source: RefSeq, a predicted model, not a curated record